This is a messenger RNA of Chaetura pelagica (chimney swift), 2607 nucleotides long. It is a transcript of the gene DGKI, whose product is annotated as diacylglycerol kinase, iota. The transcript has 32 exons. Gene Ontology annotation, cellular component: nucleus. NCBI's taxonomy places the organism in Eukaryota, Metazoa, Chordata, Aves, Apodiformes, Apodidae. The coding region runs from base 1 to 2607 and encodes 868 amino acids. Gene Ontology annotation, molecular function: protein binding; ATP-dependent diacylglycerol kinase activity. The record is from RefSeq and is a predicted model, not a curated record. Gene Ontology annotation, biological process: intracellular signal transduction; lipid phosphorylation; diacylglycerol metabolic process.
AUGGAGCAGUUAGAGAAGAUUAAUUUUCGCUGCAAACCAACUUUCCGAGAAGGAGGAUCCAGAUCUCCAAGAGAAAACUUUGUCCGACACCACUGGGUGCACAGGCGGAGGCAGGAGGGAAAGUGUAAGCAGUGUGGAAAGGGCUUUCAGCAGAAAUUCUCCUUCCAUAGUAAAGAGAUUGUGGCCAUCAGUUGCUCCUGGUGCAAGCUGGCGUUUCAUAAUAAAGUCACCUGCUUCAUGCUACAUCACAUUGAGGAGCCAUGUUCCUUGGGGGCCCACGCUGCUGUCAUUGUGCCUCCCACCUGGAUCAUUAAGGUGAAGAAACCUCAGGUGGUCUCCAUACCAGGAGACGAGCCUGAUUGGGCAGGAGACUGGAGCCCCGAAGGGGAAACGGGCGUCUCCUACCCCUAUUGGGAGGGUUGGCAGAACUCAUUGAAGACUUCAACACGGCGAAAGAAGAGAACGUCCUUUAAAAGAAAAGCCAGCAAAAGAAGCAAUGAAGAUAACAAAGGUCGACCAUUUGUGAUAAAGCCUAUCUCCUCUCCACUCAUGAAGCCACUACUGGUUUUUGUCAAUCCAAAAAGUGGAGGGAAUCAGGGCACCAAGGUUCUCCAAAUGUUUAUGUGGUAUUUGAAUCCACGCCAAGUCUUUGAUCUCUCUCAGGAAGGGCCAAGAGAUGCGCUGGAGUUGUACAGAAAAGUGCCAAACCUGCGGAUCCUGGCCUGCGGCGGGGAUGGGACGGUGGGCUGGAUCCUCUCCAUCCUUGAUGAGCUGCAACUCAGUCCCCCUCCUCCUGUGGCUGUCCUUCCACUUGGCACUGGGAAUGACCUUGCCCGCACCCUCAACUGGGGUGGGGGUUACACAGAUGAACCAGUGUCCAAGAUACUGUGCCAUGUAGAAGAUGGGACCAUUGUCCAGCUGGACCGCUGGAACCUCCAGGUUGAGCGCAACCCUGAUUUGCCACAAGAUGAGCUGGAGGAUGGGGCACGUAAGCUUCCACUUAGUGUCUUCAAUAAUUACUUCAGCCUUGGAUUUGAUGCACAUGUUACACUGGAGUUCCAUGAAUCUAGAGAAGCAAAUCCAGAGAAAUUCAACAGCCGAUUUAGAAAUAAAAUGUUUUAUGCAGGGGCAGCCUUUACAGACUUUCUGCAAAGAAGCUCAAGAGAUUUAUCCAAGCAUGUUAAAGUUGUGUGUGAUGGUACAGACCUGACUCCAAAGAUCCAGGAGCUGAAGUUCCAGUGUAUAGUGUUUUUAAACAUACCCAGGUAUUGUGCUGGCACAAUGCCCUGGGGAAACCCUGGAGAUCACAGAGACUUUGAGCCUCAGCGCCAUGAUGAUGGCUACAUUGAAGUCAUUGGCUUCACCAUGGCCUCACUGGCUGCUCUCCAGGUGGGUGGUCAUGGAGAGAGGUUACAUCAGUGCCGUGAGGUGACACUUUUAACAUACAAGUCUAUCCCCAUGCAAGUGGAUGGUGAACCUUGUCGACUGGCUCCCUCUCUCAUUCGAAUCUCCUUGAGGAACCAAGCCAACAUGGUGCAGAAGAGCAAGAGGAGAACAUCCAUGCCUUUGUUGAAUGAUCCUCAUUCCAUCCCAGAUCGCCUGCGGAUCCGAGUGAACAGGAUUAAUUUACAAGAAUAUGAGGGACUACAUUAUGAUAAGGAAAAACUCCGGGAAGCUUCCAUUCCCCUAGGAAUUAUAGUUGUACGAGGAGAUUGUGACUUGGAAACCUGUCGUAUGUACAUUGACCGUCUACAGGAGGACCUGCAGUCUGUACCUUCUACUACACAGAGAGUUCAUUACCAGGACCAAGAAGGCUCUUUCCCCAGAGUACUUUCUGUUCAGAGGCUAUCUCCUAGAUGGUGCUUCCUAGAUGCAACUUCUGCUGAUCGUUUUUACCGCAUUGACAGAUCUCAGGAACAUUUGCACUUUGUGACAGAAAUUUCGCAGGACGAGAUUUUUAUUCUGGACCCAGAGCUGGUAAUGUCACAGCAGGUGGGGACACCACCAGGAAUGCCUGAUCUGGUAGUGGAGCAGGCCUCUGGAAUAUCAGAUCGGUGGAACCCUGCAGUUCGAAAGAGGAUGCUGAGUGACAGUGGCCUCGGGAAGAUUUCCCCUCAUUACGAGGUACCUGACAAACAAAAGGACGCCUGCCAGACACAUAUGCUGCAGUCACCGGUCUCAUCAGAAGAUCAAGCACUUUUACAGGCAGUCAUAGCUGGUGAUCUGCUGAAGUUCAUAGAAUGCUGUAAAAAAGGAGCCAAUUUGUUAAUCCAAGGACCUGAUCACUGCUCCCUGUUGCACCAUGCUGCCAAGACUGGGCAUGGUGAGAUCGUGAAAUACAUCCUGGAACAUGGUCCAUCUGAAUUACUGGACAUGACAGACAGUGAAACGGGUGAGACAGCAUUACAUAAGGCAGCCUGCCAGCGCCAUCGUGCCAUCUGCCAGCUCCUGGUGGACGCGGGAGCCUCUCUGAGAAAGACUGACUCCAAGGGUAAGACCCCUCGUGACAGGGCUCAGCAAGCUGGUGACCCAGAUCUGGCAGCCUACCUGGAAAGUCGACAAAACUACCAAAUGGUUCCCCACGAGGAUCUGGAGACAGCAGUCUGA